Rotaria socialis is the source of this 2191-nucleotide messenger RNA. Lineage: Eukaryota; Metazoa; Rotifera; Eurotatoria; Philodinida; Philodinidae. The record is from the annotation of a GenBank genome assembly.
AUGUUCCAUGUUAUUCUUGCAGUUGGUUUCUCAUUCGUGUAUAUUAUACAUUCCGUUCCAUGUGUGAUGGCGCUCGAUCAAGAACAGCCCAUUGACAUAAAUGGAUCUCUAUUUGUUAAGCCGGGAGUAGGAAAAACCUUUCGUGCGUUACACUUCCCAAACGCGACGCGUACCUUCAAACUACGUGGUAAUCAAACUAACAAUCUAUUCACUUUGAUUGAAGGCAAAAUUCAAAUCGGCGAAGGCCCUAAGCUGCAUGUUCACCAUAACGAAGACGAAACUUUUCGUGUAAUCAGGGGUCAAUUGCAAUUCAUUAUCGGCAAUGAAACAUUUUGUGCUCCGACUGGUUCCGUUGUGUAUGGGAGGAGAGGCAUUAAUAUGUCUUUUAUAAAUGUGGACUCACCUGAUGCGUACAUAGAAUUUUUAUUCUCUCCAUCAGGUAUUGAACAUUAUUUUGACGAAGUAAGUGUUGUUUACACUACUGUACCAUAUAAUGCUAGUGAAGCCGAUGCGGUUGCCAACAAGUAUGGUAUGGAUAUGUUUGGUUUUCCUAAUUGGAAAGAUAUCGGAUGCAUCACGCCAAAGACAAAUGAUGCCGCAUGUAUUUCAGUUUCGUUUCUUUUUAUGUUUUGUAUUUUUUCCACAUUGUUCAUGUUUAUGAAUAUAAUAAAAAUCUUCGAAUAGAAUCAAGUAAACAUUCAUUUUUAUUUCUUGAUCAAGAGAACACUGCUUCGUUCUAGCAAAGACGACAAAAAGAAGCAAACGGCUAACUAUCGUGUGAUUAGAUAGGGUUUGGGUGUGAGUUUUUCUCUACUCACACUCACACCCGCCCACCCCCACACCCAGCCACCAACUCACACCCUAAUUUGUUUACCAUCAUUUUUCCCGAGAAAUUAUAAGGUGAAUAUAUGCGAACAUCACAUUCAGAAUCUCUUGGCAUAUUCAGGCAGACACUCAUACCCAUCGUGGCUGUCAAAAAGGAAGAAUUGCUUGUAGCAGCAUGAGCCAAAUCGAAUACGAUUCAAGAUUUCCUUAUUCGCUUCUUUCUCAAACCAAUAUAUAGUAUUAUUAAUGGUUUCAAAAAUACAUGUGUUGGAAAUUAUGAUAUUUAGCAUAAAUGUUUCUUAGUUUAGAUUCAACCAUUGUAGAAUUUAACUGGAGAACAUAAGAAUGCAAGCCUUUUUUGGUGUUUAUUGGAAUGCCAAGGUUGCCGUUGCUUUAUCUUGUGAUGAAUAUAUUGAGUCAGCAGCAUCGAUAUAUGCUCUAGAUAUUUUAGGAUUAGUUUUGGGUAACUUCGGUGCUAAUUUACAUAAUAGUUCCCUCUUGGAGGCAUCAUUAUUAAUAUUUUUAAUUGCAUAUAAUAACAUACAAUAAUCUACUAGUUGCAGAUAUCGACUGUUCAUCAAGUCUUUGUAAAAAUUAGACUUAUCUCCGUCAGAAUAUAUUUCUUCGGUAGCUUCGAUUAUAAUGGAGAAAUGUUGAGCGAUAAAUUGCUCGCGAGAGAGCAGCGUUUUAAGACUGUUGGCUUUGUAAUUAUCACUUCUGAUAUCAUGUAUUAAUUCUACAGUUGUUUCUAGCUGUUUAUUAGACAACGACGAGCGUUUUAAAACGAGUUGUAGCAACUCAUAUUUUUCUUGAUCAGAAUAUAUGGUUAUAAUGCAUUCCACAAUGUCGGCAAGCAUCUUAUCUGAUAGAUUAUUAAUGCAAAGCAAGUGUUGAAGCAAUUUUGCCUUUUCUUCAUCAGAACUGAUGUUAUUGGCCAACUCGAGCUGUGCAUAAAACGUUGGUGGAGGCUUGGCAGUAGCUGUACCUAAAAAAAGUUCUAUCCAAUCAUUAAGGAUCUCCCCUCCCCCUCAGGAAUCGCUUUUCGUUAUUCGUAGACCGAUUCGUCUAAAAUUUUUAGGCAAUAUGGGUGUUGUGUUAACUCAAUUUUUUGCUUUAAAGAGUUAUUGACAAAUUAGUCCCCAAAUGGUGGUUCUCGCAAGGUACCGAUUUUUUCGAACUGCCAAAGACGUAUAGAGCUACUUUUUUUUUAAAUAAAAGAAGAAACCUAUGUUUAGAAAUGUAUGCAGCGUUUUUUCGAAUUCGAUUUUGUUCGGAUUUCCGAGACAGUCUACUACAAGAACUCGGAAUUUAGUGCAUUUUGACAUCAGUGUUAUCCAGUUAUCUUGGCAAACAAAUCGAAUUUCGA